Ogataea parapolymorpha DL-1 is the source of this 1290-nucleotide messenger RNA. Its product is annotated as Autophagy-related protein 17. Gene Ontology annotation, biological process: autophagy of peroxisome; piecemeal microautophagy of the nucleus; activation of protein kinase activity. The transcript has a single exon. Gene Ontology annotation, cellular component: Atg1/ULK1 kinase complex; phagophore assembly site. Bases 1 to 1290 code for a protein of 429 amino acids. Gene Ontology annotation, molecular function: protein kinase activator activity; molecular adaptor activity. NCBI's taxonomy places the organism in Eukaryota, Fungi, Ascomycota, Pichiomycetes, Pichiales, Pichiaceae. The record is from RefSeq and is a predicted model, not a curated record.
AUGGCUAUCCCCAUUGCGCAAUGGGUAGCCGACGCUCGCGCCAAUUUGGCACAUGCCGAACAGGUCUGCAAUGACGCAAACACGUAUUUGACGUCUACGAGCGAGAAACUGCGGCGACGGGACAUGAAAAUACCCAAGCUGAUAUACUAUCUAGAUGCUUUAAAACAACAAUUGCGGCUGCUAGAGAUUAUCCGAGACUCGUUGGUGUUGAACCUGAACGGAGUGAUGGAGAGAAGGGCCGCUUUACAAAGCCAGCUGCUCAAAGACGUGGAUAAAUUGCAUCGGACCAUAGAUACCCUCAAAAACACCGUUGUGGUGUUUGAUGGCCAAACAACGCUGUACGAGUAUAUCAGCGAGUCUGGUGUGGAGGAGCUUUUCAACGGCGUGUCACAGAACUUGAAAGACAUCCAGACUCUGAUCAAGGGGAACAGAACCGACGCGUUGCUCAUAAGACUCACCUCUGAUCUGGACCACCUCAGCAACGAACUGAAUGCUCUGGAUAGCAAAUUUCGAGACAUGAGGCUGGUGGACACCCAGUCAAGCUCAAUUGACCCCAUUUCGAAGCUUUUAGAGAUCAACACGGAGCUGGAGCACGACAUGGUCGCUAUUCUGACCAGUUUCAACAACCAUUACGACCAGUGUGAGAAGGGAGAGGCAAUUCUCAAGGACCCGGCAGUUCCACAGGACGAAAAGGACGAGCUGGUCUCUGUUCUUCAGAACGACGUCGAGGAGCUUCCGGAGGUGCAAAGGUCGUUAACCAGCAAUGCAGAGAUUAUUAAGAAGAAUUGCAAAGAGGUGAUGAAAAUACUGGAUAUUUUCGAGGAUUACUUCCAGCGCGUGGAAACCUACGUUCUCGACAUGCAGGAGUACGGCGAGUCGAAGCUGCGGGUGCAACUCAAGGAAUUUUCUGAUAUCAACACCGAGGUGAGCCGGAAACUGGAGAUCGCACAGACACACCAGGACGAGCUUGUGCAGUACAAUAGCGACUUCCAGCAGUUUGUGCGGUCGUACUACUCGCUCAUACUGGAGUUGGACCGUCGCAUGCGCGUGAACGAGCACAUUUCGUCGGCAAUAGAUACUUUCAAGAGCACCAUAAGCAGCAUAGUGGAAAAAGACUACGAGAAGAGGAUGGAGUUUCUAGAGCAGCACGGCGACUUCAUUCCGCAGAACCUGGUUGAUUCGAGCAUCAUCAACAGCGGUACUCCGCAAAUCAGCAUCAACUUCGACCAGGAGCCGCUCCCGGCCAUAUCGAAAGAGGUGGUGCAACUCGCCAAGAAAAUGCUAAAAUAG